UUUCGCAAUUCUUAUAUGAAUCUUACAAUCGUCACUCGAUUCUCCCAAAUUUCACAUUCUCCCGACGCGCAUUAGUAUUCACCUUCGCUGCUAACAUACUCUGGCUGGCUCUCGCUAUACAUCUCAUUUCGGCGAUCCGACAUUAAUUGUCCGUUUGUUGGUCCAGAGUUCGCCAGCCAUCUUACAAAUUUCUCCGCAUCGCUCUUUCCGGCUUACCCGUGGUCUUGGUGACGGCACGGCAACGGCCUUUGGAUCUUCCGAUAGGGUAUCUUUCGCUGCCGUAUCUAUUCAGGUCUUAUCGUUUCAUUAUUGACGCUGUCAUAUAUGUUCUUAUUGCGAAUUCAUAAUUGUGUUGAACGAUUUCAAGGCGUUGAAGCUUGCAGUCGCUGGCGUGAUGAGUACAAUGGGCACAUUAGUAUCUUCGAUAUCAGUCAUUGCAUACGAUUUCUUGUUCCCAAGAGCAACCCAUAAAUCAUCUCAGCCACCGACAUGUCGUUUGACCAACCCAACCCCUUGUCAUUCAUGAAUCUUCCCGUCGAACUACGCCUGAUGGUCUACGAGCGGCUGCCACGCCAGACCAAACACACCGAAGUCUCUAUAGACGGCUCCAUCGCUAUCUUGGUCACAAGACACCUGCCGACCGCCAUACUACGUACGAGCAAGCAAAUCUACCUCGAAGCCCGCGCUAUCGUAGCGAACCUAGUCCGACAGUUCAUCGAAGAGUCACCAACCAAGCUCAUCGAGUUCGGCAAAGCUGGAACAAAGAUGAGACAUAGCAAGAUACUCCACUAUCUCAUGUCACAGAUCCCCCGGGAGCGCAUGGCAUUGGAAGAUGAUGAGAAGUACGACAUCCAAUCCAUUCUCCAGAGACUCCCCAAGUCGGGCGGACUCCAACCUACCGACCCCACUGUGACGCCCAACGUUGCUCGCUUCUUCCAUCAAGCUGCUAGGGCUAGAUACCGUCCUAGUGACGACCAUUUCCACGACGCUGCGGGCGGUCUAUGGAAUAACACUGUCGUCACAGUCUUCGUCACCUGCACACCUUACAAGAACGAGGAAGAGGCCAAAUGCUUCGCCGAGAUCAACCACAGACAUAUUCGACAUAUGUACCAUCACAGGGAGAUGAAGCUCUUCCCGUACGAUGUAUGGAUUCGCGAUGGGGGGAUGAUACAAAGUGAAGAAGGUUCGUCUUUGAAGAUGGCUGUUGAUAGGGUCCCGAUGUUGUGUCAUGAUGGCUAUGAUGACUGGGGUAAGAGAACUGGGAAUGUGGAGGAUUCGUGGGGGCCGGCUAUGGCGAGGGCGGAUUGGGAUGGGGAGUGGCUUCCUUCGUAGGCAUGUCGUGGCAGAGGGGUGGAUGUUUGUACUGCGAUUCGCGUGAACUACGUUGAUUGCUGUAUUGUAUCAUGUCUUCAGUCAAGUAAUCGAUACCAUCCAAU
Messenger RNA from Alternaria rosae, 1436 nucleotides. RefSeq lists its product as uncharacterized. Lineage: Eukaryota; Fungi; Ascomycota; Dothideomycetes; Pleosporales; Pleosporaceae. The transcript has a single exon. The record is from RefSeq and is a predicted model, not a curated record. Bases 490 to 1332 code for a protein of 280 amino acids.